UUGUACUUCUUUCCUGGUGGCUUAGUGGGAUUGUCUCUGUGACUGAAGUUGCCAUGUAUCAGUAGAAUCCUGUCUUUCCAGAACACAUCCACACCGAUCAGAUGCCUUUUGCAGUGAUUUUUUUUUUGAAUUGAGGUAAUCUUCCAAACAUGAGAAAGCCAAGGAGAAAAACAAAGCUAAACCCAGAGGGUCGUCGCUCACCAUCACCAUAUAGUCUUAAGUGCUCUCCCACCCGUGAGACGCUAACCUAUGCACAGGCUCAGCGUAUAGUGGAAGUGGACAUUGAUGGCCGACUUCACCGCAUUAGCAUCUAUGAUCCUUUAACAAUUAUUACUGAGGAUGAGAUGACAGCCCAAGACAUUACAGAGUGUAAUAGCAACAAAGAGAACAGUGAACAGCCACUUUUCCCAUCAAAAUGUAAAAAAUCUUCUUGUAAAGGGAAAAAGAAAGACUUUACCUCAAAACAUAUGCCAGGUACAUCACUGCAUUUACCGCAACCCAGUUUUAAGAUCAUUGAUACCCUCUCCCCACCAAAUGCUCCACCCUUACCUGCUGCUUACUACCGCUACAUUGAGAAGCCUGCUGAGGAGAUGGACAUGGAAGUGGAGUAUGACAUGGAUGAAGAAGAUAUGGCCUGGCUGGAUGUUGUGAAUGAGAAACGGACUAUUGAUGGACUGAACCCUGUCUCACCAGACACUUUUGAAAUUCUAAUAGAUCGGCUAGAGAAGGAGUCUUAUGUUGAGGGGCGUUUUAAUAGUCCUCAGCAGUCUUUGAUUGAUGAGGAUGCAUUUUGCUGCAUCUGUUUAGAUGAUGAGUGUCUUAACAGUAAUGUUAUCUUAUUCUGUGAUAUCUGCAAUCUAGCCGUACACCAGGAGUGUUAUGGAGUGCCGUACAUUCCAGAAGGACCUUGGCUUUGUCGAUGCUGCCUACAGUCCCCUUCUCGGCCUGUAGAAUGUGUUUUGUGCCCAAACAAAGGUGGGGCUUUUAAACAGACAAGCGAUGGCCGGUGGGCACAUGUAGUCUGUGCUAUCUGGAUCCCAGAAGUCUGCUUUGCUAACACAGUGUUUCUGGAACCUAUUGAAGGAGUAGAAAACAUCCCUCCUGCAAGAUGGAAACUGAUUUGCUACAUUUGCAAACAGAAAGCAGUAGGAGCUUCUAUUCAGUGCCACAAAACUAACUGUUACACUGCAUUCCAUGUGACCUGUGCUCAGCGAGCUGGACUCUUCAUGAAAAUCGAGCCUGUGAAAGAAACUAGUUUGAAUGGUACAACAUUUACUGUUCGGAAAACUGCAUACUGUGAACUUCAUUCACCUCCUGACACUGUGAAAAAAUGUAAGUCUGUAUCGAACAGUGAAGCAGAAGAGGAGGAGGAGGAAGAAGAGAAGAAACCUGAAAAUGAAGAAGAUGUGGAGAAUUCACAAAAAACAGUUCCCAAAAAGAGUAAAGUCAAACUGAAGCAAAAGAUAAGGGAGGAUUUGGAAAUGGAGGAGAAGCGUUUAGCACUACCAGUGGUGACUGUUCCAGAGAUUCCAUCAUGCCGAUUAUCCAAAAUAUGCACUGGGGUCUCUGUCCAGAAGAAGAACCAGUUCAUGCGGAGGUUGUAUAACUACUGGUUACUGAAGCGUCAGUCCCGUAAUGGUGUCCCCUUGAUUCGCCGUUUGCAUGCACAUUUGCAAUCUCAGAGGAGUGCAGAGCAGAGAGAGCAGGAUGAGAAGAGAAGUGCUGUAAAAGAAGAAUUGAAAUAUUGGCAAAAACUGCGUCAUGACCUGGAGAGGGCGCGCCUUCUUAUUGAGCUGAUCCGUAAACGAGAGAAACUGAAACGUGAACAGGUUAAAGUUCAGCAGGCCACUUUGGAGAUGCAGUUGAUACCAUUUAAUAUUCUUCUGAGAACCACCUUGGACUUGUUGCAAGAAAAAGACCAAGCCCAGAUCUUUUCCAAACCGGUUGACCUUAAAGAGGUUCCAGACUACCUGGAAUUCAUCUCUCGUCCCAUGGAUUUCUCUACCAUGAGAAAUAAGUUAGAGUCUCAUUUGUACAGUAACCUGGAUGAAUUUGAAGAUGAUUUUAAUCUUAUCGUUAGCAACUGUAUGAAGUACAACACUAAGGACACUAUCUUUCACCGGGCUGCUUUGCGGCUUCGAGACCUGGGAGGAGCAGUACUGCGCUAUGCUCGGCGGCAGGCUGAAAUGACAGGGUACGACACUGAGACAGGAAUGCAUCUGCCGGACUCCCCGAAAACAGAGGACUUGUACCGUUUCUCCUGGGAGGAUGUGGAUAACUUGCUGCUCCCCGAGAAUAGGGCCCACCUCUCACUGGACGCACAACUGAAGGAGCUGCUGGACAAGCUGGACAUGGUGAGCACAAUGCGGUCCAGUGGCGCUAGGACCAGGAGGAUCCGCCUGCUGCGGCGGGAGAUCAACAUCAUCCGGCAAACAUUGGGCCGGCAGCAGCAGAAGCUUCUCCAUAAUGGGGAUGUGUGUGGGCAGCCCUGCCAGCACGAAGCAGAGCAAGACAAGCAGGACAACAGUACAGAACUGGAUGAUUCCAAGUGUACUCCACCACCCACUCUAGAACCCACCGGCCCUGCACCACCCCCAUCACCUUCUGAUUCACACAAAGAUCCACCUACUCUAAAACCAGUGAAUGAAAGUCGAGUCCAUAAUAGGUUACAGAAGCGUUUAAAAUCAGACAGUGAACUGCUGCAUAAGAAGUCCAAACAUAUGAGUAGCUCUGCAUUCCAACGUUUGUUAAGUGACAGCAGUAUGAAUGGACUUCCUCUUACAGAGGCUGACACUGGAGACAGUCUCUCAUUUCCAGGAGUAGGCAGGCGAACCUCAGUGCUCUUCAAAAAAGCUAAAAAUGGAGGGAAACGACACAGGAGCACAGAAGAUUCUACUGAAAAUGGGGACUCUGACCACAGCCAGGCAGAUAGUUUGACCCAUUCUAACGAUGAUAAGACCACAAGGAAGCGUAAGCGGAGCUUAAGCUGCAGUUCUGAUACUGAGAGUGAGAAGUCUUUUGACAGGCCAGUGGACACAGGAUUGACAAAUGGAUUCAGGAAGCACAGUGAGAGUGGUUCUGACUCUGAGUGCAGCUCCAGCUUCGCAGGGAGUACUGCCUUUGAGACAUGCAGUGGCUCAUCCCCUCCAAAACGUAGUCGAGGCAAGCCUGCCCUGUCACGGAUUCCAUUUUUGGAUGGCAUAAAUGGAGAUGCUGGGUAUGGUGCUUCAGGCACAAGUCUUCUGAUGUCGUUUGACAAUGCUACUGACUUGGAUCCAUUGCAGCUUGUUUGGGCAAAGUGCAGAGGCUAUCCCUCCUACCCUGCUUUGAUCAUUGAUCCCAACAUGCCUCGAGAGGGCUUGCUUCACAAUGGGGUUCCAAUCCCUGUGCCUCCAACAGAUGUGCUUAGACUGGGGCAACGGAGACAGGCAGAAACUGGUGUCAGGCUAUUUCUUGUGCUAUUCUUUGACAACAAGAGAACUUGGCAGUGGCUCCCUCGUGAUAAGGUGCUGCCAUUGGGAGUUGAUGACACCAAUGAUAAGCUGAAGCUGAUGGAAGGACGCAAGACCAGUAUCCGCAAAUCUGUUCAGGUGGCUUACGAUCGAGCCAUGAUUCAUAUGAGCCGUGUACAAGGGGAACACUCCUUUGUCACAUCCAGUUACCUAUAAGAAUGACUGAAACAGCAUAUCAUCUGCUUCUUUCUGGCUUGCUCUCGGUCCAUUUGGCAGAAAUGAGCCCUGGGUACACCAUCUGUAGAUGGCAUUGUCUGAGCCACAGAGCUAUCCAUUGUCACUGCAAUGUACUGACCAUCUCCCUUUCUUUUGUGCCAACAAUACCUUUAUCAUUUUAACCUUGUUAUUCUCAGUUGUUAAAGGUUUCAUUUAUUUAAUAUUGCAUUUAAUUUGGCUACAGGGAAGGGUGCUGUUUAAAGUCACUGGUAAAGCCAGUUCUCCAUGCUGCUAGCCUGUAUUAGUAUGUGACUGAUGCAAUAACACUUUUAAGUUGUUUAAAAGCUCCAGGUGUUAGAAUACAGUGGGUGAGUGAUUGCACAACGAUUCCAGCUGAUGUUGUUAUUUUCUUGUCAUUUUUGAAUCCAUGGCUUCAGUUGAUGGUGACCCCUCCAUUCCCCACUUCCAUGGGUGCAGUCAGAUGUUCUGGUGUGCAUAGAAGGCACUCCAGAACCACGUGCAGCUGAUGGGAUGUUUAAGGCACUGCGCUUUCUGACUCUGUACAUUUAAGAAAAUGAACUAAACUGUAUAUCUUUUAUUUUUUUAUUAAACUGAAAACGAAGAGAAAAGAUUGUAUAAGAGUUUCACAAAUUUUGUUUUAUUUUUACUUUUCAUACUAAAGGUUAAAAAAGUCACUGCCAUUUCUAGCCAUCAGCCGAGACUCGAGACUUUUUAAACCACUUCUCUUUGUAUGUUAAAACAUGCAUCAUGCUUUAAAA
Protopterus annectens (West African lungfish) is the source of this 4447-nucleotide messenger RNA. It is a transcript of the gene BRPF3, whose product is annotated as bromodomain and PHD finger containing 3. Gene Ontology annotation, molecular function: protein binding. The transcript is spliced from 13 exons. The record is from RefSeq and is a predicted model, not a curated record. The coding region runs from base 150 to 3668 and encodes 1172 amino acids. Gene Ontology annotation, cellular component: MOZ/MORF histone acetyltransferase complex. Gene Ontology annotation, biological process: regulation of transcription by RNA polymerase II. Lineage: Eukaryota; Metazoa; Chordata; Ceratodontiformes; Protopteridae.